AUGAAUGAUGUGAAUAAUGUUGCAGAGUUUUGCAGAAAUGUCGAAUCAGAGAGAAGAGGCUGCAGAUGAUUCUCCKGACGACCUUCCCAGUCUGGAAACACUCGACUCUCCUACAGGGAGUCCUCCGACCGCCUCGUUAUCCAGCAUGAUGGAGCUGGAAAACUGUGUUUCCAACCUGAGCCUGGCUCAUGAGAUCCUGGUGAACAGAGACUUCUGCUUCAGACCCCCAAACCCUCCCACCAACAGCCUGGAGGCCAGAGUGAAAGACAUUGUCCACCAGGCGUUUUGGGACGGUCUUSAGGAACAGCUGAGCAGCGAUCCUCCAAUCUUCAGCCACGCUCUCGUCCUGCUGCAGGAGGUCAAAACUACUCUGGAGUCGCUGCUUUUGCCCGGACACGUCAGACUGAGGUCUCAGCUGGACGAGGUUCUGGACAUGGAGCUGAUCCAGCAGCAGGUGGAUCAUGGAGCUCUCGACCUACACGGACUGGCGGGAUUUAUUAUAAACACCAUGGCGUCUUUAUGUGCCCCGGUUCGAGACCCGGAGAUCAGAGGUCUGCGGGACCUCAAGGAACCUGUGGAGCUCCUCAGGGAGAUCUUCCGUGUCUUGGGGCUGAUGAAGUCCGACAUGGUGAACUUCACCAUCCAGAGCCUGAGGCCUCAUCUCCUGCAGCAGGCCGUUCAGUACGAGAGGCUCAAAUUCCAGCAGAUCCUGGACAAACAGCCUGCUUCUCUAGACAACACAGCUGCUUGGCUCAAGGCAGCAGCAUCAGAGGAGCUGUCAGCAGCUCGGCUCGACUCUCCCGGUCCUGACAGCCGAGGUCUCCUCCGCCCCACUGCCGUCCUCAACCGGGCCUUCAUGCGUCUGCUCCGCUGGGACCCGCAGGACCAGAAAUAUCCCGAGACUGUGCUGAUGGACCAGGCCCGCCUGGACCAUCUGAGUCAGCGGCUCCAGCUGCUGAUCCUGGAAGCGUCUGCUUUGCUCCUGACCAGCGCUCAUUUUGGGGGUGUCGUUUUCUCCCUCCACGGCUUUGUAGGUAAACUCAGGCGGUCCGCCGCUGCCCUGCUGGAGGGCAGUCACACCAG
Austrofundulus limnaeus is the source of this 1083-nucleotide messenger RNA. Its product is annotated as T-complex protein 11-like protein 1. Lineage: Eukaryota; Metazoa; Chordata; Actinopteri; Cyprinodontiformes; Rivulidae. Gene Ontology annotation, biological process: regulation of sperm capacitation. Gene Ontology annotation, cellular component: acrosomal vesicle; sperm flagellum. The record is from RefSeq and is a predicted model, not a curated record.